UUGGUAGGAAAUGUGGGUAGGAGAUCUGAUUUGUUUGGAAAUAGUUUGGCCAUAGCCGUCCCUGUAAGCUGCAGCUCGUCUGCGAGUACUUCUCGCCGGGUUCAUAUUCGACUGUUCGACCAUCACUCGAUAUCUGUCUUUUCUCUCACGCACGCAUCACAGCUCUGAAGCGAAGCAAGAUCAUUCGGUUCCGGGAGAAAGUAACCAGUUCCGUGAAGAAACCCUAAACCUAACGAUAAAGGUUAUCACCUUUCGAAUUGAAUUGCAGAGAUAGUUGAUCGAUUGGGAAACAUGGUGUUAGCACAGCUAGGGGGGAGCAUCUCCCGUGCUCUCCAGCAGAUGAGCAAUGCGACCAUCAUCGACGAGAAGGUCCUUAACGAAUGUCUGAACGAGAUCACUCGAGCCCUUUUACAGUCCGAUGUGCAGUUCAAGCUUGUCCGGGAUAUGCAGACUAAUAUAAAGAAGAUCGUUAAUCUCGACGACCUCGCCGCUGGACACAACAAGCGUAAGAUAAUUCAACAGGCUGUAUUCAAUGAGCUCUGCAAAAUGUUGGAUCCAGGGAAACCUUCAUUUACCCCGAAGAAAGGGAAAACAAGUGUUAUAAUGUUUGUCGGUUUACAAGGUUCUGGUAAAACUACGACAUGCACAAAAUAUGCAUAUUAUCAUCAAAAGAAGGGUUGGAAACCUGCUCUAGUUUGUGCUGAUACAUUUAGAGCUGGUGCUUUUGAUCAAUUGAAGCAAAAUGCUACUAAAGCUAAGAUUCCAUUUUAUGGAAGCUACAUGGAGUCAGAUCCUGUGAAAAUUGCAGUGGAAGGUGUUGAGCGUUUUAAGAAGGAAAAUUGUGAUCUUAUUAUUGUAGAUACAAGUGGACGCCACAAACAGGAAGCUUCUCUUUUUGAAGAAAUGCGUCAAGUUUCUGAAGCAACGAAACCCGAUCUUGUUAUAUUUGUCAUGGAUAGCAGUAUUGGUCAAGCUGCGUUUGAUCAGGCUCAAGCAUUUAAACAAAGUGUUUCAGUUGGUGCUGUCAUUGUUACCAAAAUGGAUGGUCAUGCAAAAGGAGGUGGUGCUCUUAGUGCAGUUGCUGCUACAAAAAGUCCUGUAAUAUUCAUUGGAACUGGAGAACACAUGGAUGAGUUUGAAGUUUUUGAUGUCAAACCAUUUGUUAGUCGUCUAUUAGGCAUGGGUGAUUGGUCUGGGUUCAUGGACAAAAUUCAUGAAGUUGUGCCUAUGGAUCAACAGCCUGAGCUUCUACAAAAGCUUUCUGAAGGCAACUUCACUUUACGUAUUAUGUAUGAGCAAUUUCAGAACAUACUCAAAAUGGGUCCCAUUGGUCAGGUUUUUUCAAUGCUUCCAGGAUUUAGUUCCGAGUUAAUGCCAAAAGGUCGUGAAAAGGAAAGCCAAGCAAAGAUCAAGCGCUACAUGACUAUGAUGGAUUCCAUGACAAAUGAAGAGUUGGAUAGUAAUAACCCGAAGCUUAUGAACGAGUCUCGGAUGAUGCGGAUAGCACGAGGUGCUGGUCGCCCUGUUAGAGAAGUGAUGGAGAUGUUAGACGAAUAUAAGCGCCUUGCCAAGAUUUGGAGCAAAAUGAAAGGGCUCAAGAUUCCAAAGAAGGGUGAAAUGAGUGCAUUAUCUCGAAAUAUGAAUGCACAGCACAUGAGUAAAGUCCUUCCACCACAAAUGUUGAAGCAAAUAGGUGGUAUGGGUGGCCUACAAAAUUUGAUGAAACAAAUGGGUUCUUCAAAAGACAUGAUGGGGAUGUUUGGUGGGGGGGACAAGUAAUACCAGCAAUUUGUAUGUUUAGUUGCAUGAAAUUUCUUGAGAGGGAUAAGCUUUGUGCAGGAUUAAAGGCAUUUUUAUAGGUCAAUUGUAUUAUCAACCAUAGAUGCCGAUUAACAUUUGAGGGGUCCUUGGACCGAGGUCUGUGACGGCUUCGCAUCUGUAAUGAAUGGUUUUAUCAUGGACUUUGUAAAGGGAUUAGAUUAAAUGAUUCACACACAAAUCAAUCUUUUCAA
This is a messenger RNA of Nelumbo nucifera (sacred lotus), 2012 nucleotides long. Its product is annotated as signal recognition particle subunit SRP54 2-like. Gene Ontology annotation, molecular function: endoplasmic reticulum signal sequence receptor activity; GTP binding; GTPase activity. Lineage: Eukaryota; Viridiplantae; Streptophyta; Magnoliopsida; Proteales; Nelumbonaceae. Gene Ontology annotation, cellular component: signal recognition particle, endoplasmic reticulum targeting; cytosol. The record is from RefSeq and is a predicted model, not a curated record. Gene Ontology annotation, biological process: SRP-dependent cotranslational protein targeting to membrane, translocation; SRP-dependent cotranslational protein targeting to membrane.